AUGGCCAAAUUUUUUUGGGCGGACGCUAGAUCACGGGUAGAUUACUACCACUUUAGAGAUAUUGUCUGUUUUGAUCCUACUUACUGCACUAAUAGGUACGGUAUGCCAUUUGUUCCCAUAGUAGGGGUGAAUCAACAUUAUCAAACUACUUUGUUUGGUGGUACUCUGCUUCAUUCCGAAUCCGAAGAAUCAUUUGAUUGGGUGAUGAGAACGUGGAUGAAAUCAAUGCAUGGCAGGAAACCAAAGGUGAUUCUUACAUAUCAAGAAUCGGCUAUAGGGGGCGCUAUUCGAAAUAUCUUUCCAGGUACGCGUCAUCGUUUUUGCUUGUGGCAUAUAAGUAGGCUCGCGAGUAAACAUUUGUCUCAUGCAAUUAACAAGUACCCAGCAUUUACUGCUGAUUUUAAUAAGUGUUUAUAUGGUAACGAAACAGUAGAAGAGUUUGAGUCUGGUUGGCGAUUGAUGCUUAAUACAUAUAAGUUAACAGAUAACAAGUGGCUAUCAAACUUGUACAAGAAAAAGGGAAAAUUGGCAUCAGUGUAUACUCGUGAUGUAUUUUGUGCGGAUAUGUACACAACCCAGCGCAGUGAAAGUAUUAAUGCAUAUUUUGACCAUUUUAUGAAACGGGACAUGCCUCUUUGUGAGUUUAUUAUACAAUAUGAAAUGGUUAUCACUGCUAGACGUCAAGCUGAAAUCGAUGAGGAUUACGAAACUAAGCACAGAAAACCGUUGUUGAGGCUCUUUGUGAAUAUUGAACAAGAGGCAUCCUUAAUUUACACAAAGGAAGUAUUCUUCAAGUUCCAAGAACAAUUAGCUCAAGGGUUGCACUACUGUCAAAACGAAAUUUCUAAAAGUGGAACAAAGUCGACUUAUCAGGUAUGGCGAUUUGGGCAUGAGAAAAAGACUCGAACAAUUAUAUAUGAAUCUAAUGACAAAACUAUACAGUGUAGUUGUUUUCUAUAUGAGUUCUCGGGCUACUUGUGUCGGCAUAUAUUUAAGAUUUUCUCGAUUGUGGACAUUCAAAGUAUCCCGCCUCAAUACAUAUUAAAAAGAUGGACAGUAAAUGCAAAGUCGGGAUCCGUGAUUUCUGAUCAAGGAGAAGAAUUUGUAGAUAAUCCGCGUGAUACUGCUACAUCCCAUUACAGUAAGCUUUGCCAAGAAGCCAUUAACAUCGCAAUUAAAGGUUCAGCAUCCACUGAAAUGUACAAUGUCACCAAGGAAAUUCUUGAUAGAGCAUCGAAAGAGGUCGACGAAGCUUUAAAAAAUCUCCCAGAUAAAUCCAUAGAUGAAGCACAAAAUGAUUCAAGCCUGAAAGUUGGAUGUGUCGAGAAUACACCGAUGCCCAGGAAAAUCCCAUACUUGAUCCAACCAUUGUUAGCACUAAAGGGCGAACCGGUAAGAUGA
Messenger RNA from Papaver somniferum (opium poppy), 1401 nucleotides. RefSeq names its product protein FAR1-RELATED SEQUENCE 5-like. Gene Ontology annotation, molecular function: zinc ion binding. The record is from RefSeq and is a predicted model, not a curated record. The coding region runs from base 1 to 1401 and encodes 466 amino acids. The transcript has a single exon. Gene Ontology annotation, biological process: regulation of DNA-templated transcription. NCBI's taxonomy places the organism in Eukaryota, Viridiplantae, Streptophyta, Magnoliopsida, Ranunculales, Papaveraceae.